Messenger RNA from Hydatigera taeniaeformis, 3126 nucleotides. The record is from the annotation of a GenBank genome assembly. NCBI's taxonomy places the organism in Eukaryota, Metazoa, Platyhelminthes, Cestoda, Cyclophyllidea, Taeniidae.
AUGACCGAUACUAAUAAUAGUUUCCCUCCAGACGCUUCAGCAGUCUUCGCUCUCAUGAAAUCGUUUAACGAGCAACAGUUAGCAAUGCCCCCCUCAUCAGUGGAUACAAGUGAUUCGAGAGAGGCCGAAGAACUGAAGAACCGUUUGCUGGUUGCAGCAAUGUCCAUGUUGAGCGCUUCCACCAUUCACCCUUCUACUUGGCCUUCUGAGUCAAAAAUUUCCACUCCAACUUCUAAACCAGACGUAGACUCCAAUUGGGAUGAAUUAAAUCUCACAUCACAAUUAUUCUCUGGAUUGACAACUCCCUCGUCUGAGGUGCCGACUUCCAUACCCAGCGAUUUCCAAUUUUCCAAUCCCUUUAUGAUGAUUCCACCUGGUUUUCAGUCUAUGGGGACAAAAAGUCUUCCUGCAGCCGCUAACGGUAAUAAAGACGAAGAUUUUUGUGACCUGUGUCAAAAGCACUUUUGUAAUAAAUACUACCUCCGAAAACACAAAAGCGAUGUUCAUCGAAUUCCCACUGAACCUUACUCACAAAUCCGGAAACGUGAAGUGGGUUCAGGUGAGUCCGAUGACAAUGAUCCAACGGACAAGUCACCAUGUACAAGCACAAAUGAAUGGAUGAAUGUCCUCACUUCCUCAGCUGCCACAGCCCAACAACUAGGGGAGAGCAUUCCAAACCGUCGAACUCCCGUGGAAGGAUUUCGAAACAUCCCGAACUCAACAGAAGCAAAUCUAACAAGUGAGAAAGAGCAAGUUUCAUUGUGGACGGCCAAAUCGGAAUCCAAAUCUUCCCGCAUAGAACUCAGCGAGAAUGCCACAUUUAUUCCACCCGUUAUUGCCAGUGAAGCAGUUUCCAGCCCUACUCUCAAUUCCGCAGUCACUAGCAAAACUCUUAAUGCUGGAGCACUUGAUAUGUUCAAGUCAAGCAUGGCAGCUGCAAAAUUAGCAGAUCGUGUCACUUGCGAUUUGUGCAAAAAGGAACUGUGUAAUAAGUACUUUCUCCGAACACACAAGAUCAAGGUGCAUGGCCUCUCACCUCAGGAGGUGGGUGGACCAAUCUCUAGAACCGCAGGUGGAAAACAUGCAGAGAAGAUACAACCUGAAAAUACAAACCAAAAUCUUGAUACUUUUGGCGUACCUCCACCUCUUCCGCCACCACUUUCACUCAUGACUCCCAUGCUGCCAUCCCAGUUUCCUGCUCCAUUGGGAGGUCUACCGCCGUGGUUACCUACACAGCCUCCAUCUGUAAUGUCAGACAUGUCAAGACCACCCCAAGAAGAGGCAAAAAAGGACCCUAUUUUGCAACUAAUGGCGGCAAAUACACUAGUUACUUGUCCACUGUGUGAUAAAACAAUUGGUCCACGUUUGUUUUUGCCGACCCACUUGACCUCAAUUCACAGUCUUAGUCCUACAGAUCCAUCAUUUUUCAUCUUUAUUUUGAGCGCGAGAACGCUAGACAGCAACGGUGAAAGUGAUGCCUCAACCGCCAAAAUGACACCGACAAGCAAUUCUGACCGUGGCAGUCCAACGUCUGCUGCCUUUCAAUUGCCAAAUCCUCCACUUAUGCGGCUACCAUCAACUACGUCUGUUGAAACAAUUACUCGAGAACAGGGUAGUGUACCGCAGCUUAGUGUGCCGAGCACCAUGAACGGCAUGAUUCCACCGUCACUAUCAAUGAACGAGGUGGGAAUUGAAAGCGGUGGUUUCGACUUAACCGUUACGGCGCCAGCUUCGAACGCUCUACUGCUGCCUCCACCGUUGGGACUCCUCUCCUCCCCUCCUGGACUCUAUCCAACCCCUCUUACCAUGCAGCCUCCACCUCCCCCUGCACCACCAACGGCGGCAGUAGGAAUGGUGGUGAACCCCACCGCCUCGGUGACCACCACAACCAAGUGGAAUCCCGUGCAUCUCGCCGCUUCCGGUCUGGCGGCAAAGCGCGUCCUGCCUAACGGUUCCACCGGCACAACUCCUCGCAAGUCACCAAACCAGAUGCGUGUCCUCUGCGACAUCUGUAACAAGUGGAUUUGCAACAAAUAUUUUCUUCGUACACAUAAAGCCAACAAACAUGGCAUUACGGACCAGACAGUAAUGCUAACACCAACUUCACAAGCUACGGGAAGCACAACAAAGGGAAUCGUCGCCUUACCCUUGGACUUCAGUAAGCCUGGGAAAAUUCAACAACAGCAGCUAUCAUCGGGAACGUCGGAGGGGCCCACAGAGUUUUUGCCAAUGGGAGUGGUAGGUGGGAAGGAAGAUGCCUCAGCGACUCAACCCCCGAUCAUAGCUCCAUGGUCGUUCACCAAUCCCACCCCACAUUCCCCUCUCUCCAGGGCUCCGCACAUUUUAAGUGCAGCCAACGGAUCUGUUGAUUUGCCCAGCAGUCAAGAUAAUUCUGUAGAUCGAGGAUGUCCACUUAAUCUCUCCCUGAAGCCUUCACCACAACAUGCGUCAGGAGUGGGAAUAAGACAUUGUGUCGACCAAUUCCUUUCAAACUUUCCCAGCACUGCCCCAAGACCAAGGCGCGGUAAAAUCCGACGAAGGCAUCUUCAGCUGCAAAGGGGAGCUGCGCGUGUUUUAGCCAGUGCAUGUAGGCAGCUCAUCGCAUUCCAUCAGACUCCUUUGCUACUCAGAAGGCACGCGUGUCAUCGUUUUAUUCUUCAGCCGAUAGUUGCAUCAGCCCAAGAGGUGGAUAAUGGGGAUGGAGUAGGGAAGAAUUCAUCAAGAUCAUGGCAUGGUGCGUGUCGGGUAUGCAGUGUCUGUUUAAACAAUCGCAGUCAACUGGAAGCACACUGCUUUGCUAAUGGACACCAUCAGGUCCUUCGAAGCGAUUCCUCAACACCUGCCGACAUUUUCCACCCCUCAACAGGCAUCUACAGCCUGCCAGUUGACUCCACACCACAGAAUUCGGUGGCAUUGAGCGCAAGCGAUUGUUCAGCGGAUGAGACUGGUGACUGGUGGGCGCGUCAGCAGAAGUGGCCAAUCAGUUUUGCAUCUGGUAAACUAGCGUCCCAUCAGCCGCCCUCAGGUAACACCACCGUGGCUGAGCAGUUCUGCUCUUAUCAGGCCUCCCAUCAUUUAAUUCAGCCUCCAAUCUUCAACGAGACCACUACUACUCCCACCAUUUAG